Molecule: messenger RNA, 2646 nt
Organism: Exophiala dermatitidis NIH/UT8656
Lineage: Eukaryota; Fungi; Ascomycota; Eurotiomycetes; Chaetothyriales; Herpotrichiellaceae
Product: peanut-like protein 1 (cell division control like protein 1)
Exons: 6
Coding region: 223-1368 (381 amino acids)
Biological process (GO): cytoskeleton-dependent cytokinesis
Cellular component (GO): septin ring; cell division site; cytosol
Molecular function (GO): GTP binding; molecular adaptor activity; GTPase activity
Source: RefSeq, a predicted model, not a curated record
GACACGUUGAACUGCUAACAAAGCCAUUUACCCCUAAUUUUUUGGCCCAGCGCAGUCUGUCAGUCUGUCGACAACCACCAUCAUCUUCCGUCUGUCUUGCCAGCUUCAACGUGUCAACCAACGCGCUGGUUUCCCCUGUCUGUUAUUCCAUUUCAAGCCGCAGUUGUCAGCCACGGCGCCCUCUUCCUCAGCACUGUUAUCCUAAUCCUGCCACUUGUCGAGAUGUCUUCACCAAUGAAUCCGAUCCGGAGAAAGAAGAAUGUGAAGAAGGGCAUCCAGUUCUGUCUCAUGGUGUGCGGUGCCAGCGGAACCGGCCGGACUACAUUCGUCAACACCCUCUGCGGCAAGCGAGUCCUUCAACCCAAGGAUGCCGACGAUGCAGCCAAUGCCCACCUGGAAGAAGGUGUUCGGAUCAAGCCGGUGACAGUUGAGCUGGAGUUGGACGAAGAAGGUACUCGUGUCUCAUUGACCAUCGUGGACACGCCUGGCUUCGGAGAUCAGAUCGACAAUGAAGCCUCUUUUGGCGAAAUCGUUGGCUACCUCGAGAGACAGUACGACGACAUUCUCGCCGAAGAGUCUCGUAUCAAGCGUAACCCUCGAUUCCGCGACAACCGUGUGCAUGCCCUGCUUUAUUUCAUCACACCCACCGGCCAUGGACUUCGCGAACUCGACAUCGAACUGAUGAAGCGUUUGUCUCCACGUGUUAAUGUCAUCCCCGUUAUUGGCAAGGCCGAUUCCCUGACCCCUGCCGAAUUGGCCGAGUCGAAGAAAUUGGUCAUGGAGGAUAUUGAGCAUUACAGAAUCCCUGUCUACAACUUUCCCUACGACAUCGAGGAGGAUGACGAAGACACUGUCGAGGAGAAUGCGGAGCUUCGUGGACUGAUGCCUUUUGCCAUUGUUGGAUCAGAAGAUGUGCUUGAGAUUGGGGGUCGACGUGUUCGAGCACGACAAUACCCUUGGGGUGUGGUUGAAGUGGAUAACCCUCGUCACUCGGACUUCCUGGCCAUUCGCAGCGCUCUUUUGCAUUCCCACCUUGCCGACCUCAAGGAAAUCACCCACGACUUCCUGUAUGAGAACUACCGUACGGAGAAACUCAGCAAGAGUGUGGAUGGAGGCCUCUCGGGUCAAGACUCGUCGAUCAACCCCGAAGACCUGGCCAGCCAGUCGGUGCGCCUGAAGGAAGAACAACUGCGACGUGAAGAGGAGAAACUACGCGAAAUCGAAGUCAAGGUGCAGAGAGAGAUCAAUGAGAAGCGACAAGAACUGCUGGCGCGGGAGAGCCAACUCCGGGAGAUCGAGGCCCGGAUGCAACGAGAACAGAGCCAGUCAGUGGAUGACCUCAACGGCCACGGCCACCAAGAGGCAUAAAAUCGAUGACAUCAGCCGACCGAGCGGUGUCUUUGUUCUUGCGGUGUCAUGCAGGCAUGGAUAAAAGUGAGACAGACUCGUGUUCAUUCGUCUCAGGUCGGCGUCGGCUUACUGAAGGUGAGGCUGCCACAACACAGGCGGUGAAGCAUUCAGGGUUGUUUGUUAGAUGCUUGAUUCUCCCGCUUGAAGGGAUGGUGGAUCUGGAGCAGUAGAGUAGCAACAUUCUAAUCAGCGCGGUCUCCAUGGACCAAAGAUUUCUUUUGAGCGAGCAACUUCAACUCUUGAUAGAAACUGGUAAUUGUUCAGUCCAGAGCUUGUUGCCCAGGUUCAAGUCUCCUUUUCCCUUGACGCCUCGCGGCUGAUUCGUCUGUGCCUGAGGAGCCGGUGACCCGAUGCAUAUUUUCAGGUUACACAGCAGGGGGGGCGGGAGCUUAAGAGGAGACAAGCGUGGGGUACAUAUCAAGUGCAUACUACUAGUAGUACCUCGAACAGCAGAUGCAGAAAGAGAGCGGGUGGUAUGUAGAGAUUGGAUGGUUCUUCCAGUUUGAAUGCGGCUGCUGCAGUGGCCCUGUACAGCUGGCGGUGUCAGGCACUGCACUGCAGGGUAGCAGUAGGUAACUGAACACGCCAAAUAACAGGUGAACAGGUCACGGUGUUGCAGGUGCGUAUAGAGGCCGGGGAUGAUUCGGGGGCGGCGGAAGCUCAAAGUUGCGGGCGCAGACGCAGCCGCAGAUGCAGUUGGUUACAGGGGCCGCGCAGCUUUCGCGGAGGCGGGGCAGACAAUCAAUAAUCAAUCGAUGACACCGCGAUGUCACUGCAGCCUGUGGCAGGCCAGGAAGGAAUCUCAUCUCAUUCACAAUUCACCGCGCCAGCCAUCGAACUUGAACAAGCAUUUAAAUCGCGCACUGCAGUGUGACCCUGACCCUGACCAGCCUAUGGCCUCUUGAUUCAUGAUCACUGCAGUCUGGGAUGGUUGGGUCUGCAUAUGUGCAUGUACAGUACUACCACUGCAUUAUUCUUUUUCCUCGGCCUGGAGGAUCUGGGGUCUGUUUUGUACAGUGCCUUUGGGAGCUGAACAUGAAUGGAUAUUCUAGCACCCUGAACUUGAGGCAGAUAACAUUGCAUGGUGCCGCUUGCCCCGAUGUGAAUCCCUUUAGCCUGGGGUGCAAGCUCAUCAACCCUGGCCGGUCAGGAUCAGUGUAGUGGCCUGUGGGAUGGAGGGUGUGCAGCGCAUCUUUUAUGCAUCGAUAGUAUCUCUAAUUCACCUCUCCUCGUCCC